This is a messenger RNA of Lolium rigidum, 664 nucleotides long. RefSeq lists its product as uncharacterized. Gene Ontology annotation, cellular component: nuclear speck; cytosol. Lineage: Eukaryota; Viridiplantae; Streptophyta; Magnoliopsida; Poales; Poaceae. The transcript has 4 exons. The record is from RefSeq and is a predicted model, not a curated record. The coding region runs from base 1 to 468 and encodes 155 amino acids. Gene Ontology annotation, biological process: maintenance of rDNA; DNA repair; negative regulation of double-strand break repair via homologous recombination.
AUGGAGGGACGCGCUCGUGGCGGCGCCGCGCCCCGGACCGCCAUGGACUACACGCUCGCGGCGCUGAAGCUCUUCGGCUCCCAGCUCUCGGGCUCCACCACGGCGCCGGACUCCGAGGGAUCCUCUGCCGCGCUGAUGCUCUUCAACAUCCGCUUCCAGCGCGCCUGGAUCCAGGGCGUGAUCGUGCACGCGGACUACAGCACCGACGACGGCACCCUGUUUCUGGAUGACGGCUCCAGCGUCACCGAGCUCCUGCUCCAAGGCGACGAUGCCAAGGGCCAGACCUGGCGGCCAGGGAUGUACGUGUUGAUAAUUGGCGCAUAUAUUGCACCGGACGGCAGUCGGCCCACAGUCAAGGUUCACAAGAUAGUCGACCUCUCUGCGCAGCCAAACCGUGAAGCGAUGUGGUAUAUGGAAGUAGCUGAGGCGUACGACUUCUUCUAUGCAUCUGCUGGCUCCACGUCAUGAGCACAUACUCUGCUCCUUGGUCGCCUCUGAUGCUUCGGUUCAGUUUAGCCUAUGCAUCCUUUAUUCCUGGAACAUUUCCCUCUAUUCGACUGUACCCCAUGCAUCAGUUUUUGGACAUGGAAUACCAGAGCUUUGCCACCAAAUCCGUGACAAAUUCGAUUGGUGUAUAGAAUAGUGGAGCUCCGUCUUUGCCAAA